Pseudogymnoascus verrucosus is the source of this 698-nucleotide messenger RNA. RefSeq lists its product as uncharacterized. The transcript has a single exon. The record is from RefSeq and is a predicted model, not a curated record. NCBI's taxonomy places the organism in Eukaryota, Fungi, Ascomycota, Leotiomycetes, Thelebolales, Thelebolaceae. Bases 134 to 487 code for a protein of 117 amino acids.
CUUAUUCGUAUCUGCAAAUAUUGAGAUCAUAACGUUUUUAAAGCGACGCACUUGCAGAUCAGCUUCUUAUGACGCCUCAGUUCGCUCCUGUCCACGUACAUACAGGUACAGCCCACCCCCUUCCUCCCCCAGCAUGGCCAAGCCAUUCGCUACCUUCUUCUUCUUCGCCACCAUCAUCUCCGCCUCCUACAAUAUCUCCUCCAAAUAUCCCAUCACAUCUCCAAUGCUCUCAAGAAUCGCCGAUGCAUCACCCCCGCCGCCCUCAAAAAUCGAAUUCAGAUCACCACUUAUAGAAAAAACUACGGCCCAACUAUCAACACCUUCACUCCGGCCGGUAGGAUAUUAUAAAAACCAGCCACCGCAGCGCCCUAGUGUACAGCCAGCUACUAGACAAAACUCUGCUGAGACAUCCCUCGAUACGGAGAAGAUCAAACUCAUCUACCUCGUCGUUGUGGCGAUUCGCGAACUAAGAUGGCUUUCUGGGUGAUGAUGAUGAGUGGUGUGUGGUGAGAAACAGCAGCUGGAGCAGUUGUGACAGUGGGGAUAUGGCGACAGCAAGAAUACAACGACAGCAAAAUAUAUCGACAGCAACAAUAUAUCUACAGCAAGAACACACCCACCCGACAGCAGGAUCAUCUCAUAACUCCCCACUCCCCCACGCCCACUCCCACAACUGCCAAAUCGCACAAACUCCGUUC